AGGUGGUCCUGCUUCUUCGCAGGGAGGUAAAAUCAUGUUCAGACUUCUAACUCAGCAGACCAGGAGAACACGGCGCUGCGUUGCCGACCAGAGGCGCUAUGAGCACCACAGGAGCAUCUUGGCGAUCCGUCGUGAGGAUGUCAACCCAUGGGAGAGACGGGCGCCGCUGGCCCCACGACACGUCAAGGAGCUGACCAACGUCGGACACAAGGUCCUCAUCCAGCCAUCCAACAGGAGAGCCAUCCAUGAGAAGUACUAUGAGAAAGCAGGGGCCAUCGUUCAGGAAGAUAUUUCCGAGGCCUCACUUAUCAUCGGUGUUAAAAGACCGCCGGAGGAAAAGAUCUAUCCAGGGAAGACGUAUGCGUUCUUCUCCCACACCAUCAAGGCUCAGGAGGCCAACAUGGGCCUUCUGGAUGACCUGCUGAAGAAGGAAGUCCGUCUGAUAGAUUACGAGAAGAUGGUUGAUGCUAACGGCUACCGGAUUGUGGCUUUUGGCCAAUGGGCUGGUGUUGCAGGAAUGAUUAAUAUUCUACAUGGGUUAGGACUGCGCUUCCUGGCUCUUGGUCACCACACGCCCUUCAUGCAUAUUGGCAUGGCUCACAACUACAGAAAUGUCAGCCAAGCCAUCCAGGCAGUAAGGGAUUGUGGGUAUGAGAUUUCCAUGGGACUAAUGCCCAAAUCCAUCGGCCCUGUGACGUUUUGCUUCACGGGAACUGGCAACGUCUCAAAGGGAGCUCAGGACAUCAUCAAUGAACUUCCUGUCGAAUAUGUUGAACCUCAUGAGCUGAAAGAUGUCUCAGAAACUGGAGACCUAACCAAAGUUUACGCCACGGUGCUGAGUCGACAUCACCACCUGAUGAGGAAGAGCGACGGCAUCUACGACCCCAUGGAAUAUGAGAACCACCCUGAACUUUACACCUCCAAUUUCAGGACCAGCGUGGCACCUUACACGACGUGUCUGGUCAAUGGCAUAUACUGGGACCCCCACACCCCCCGCCUCCUCCGGCGUCUUGAUGCCCAGAAGCUGAUGAGGCCCACCAAACCCUCGUCUUCAACCACUGAAGGAUCACCACAUCUUCCACACAAACUGUUAGCCAUUUGUGACAUCUCUGCAGACACUGGGGGCUCUAUUGAGUUUAUGAAUGAGUGCACCACCAUCGAUAAGCCUUUCUGUAUGUACGAUGCAGACCAGCACAUCGACCACGACAGUGUGGAAGGGAACGGCAUCCUCAUGUGCUCCAUUGAUAACUUACCUGCCCAGCUUCCCAUCGAGGCCACCGAGUACUUUGGCGACCGCCUCUACCCGUACAUCUGGGAGAUGCUUCCCUCUGACGCCACCAGGCUGCUGGAGGAGGAGGACUUCAGCCCACAAGUCAGAGACGCCGUCAUCACUUCCAACGGGAAACUCACCCCCAAGUUUGAAUACAUUGAGAAGCUUCGGGAAAGAAGGCAGCAGGCUCAGAUCCUGGAGAAAGGCGGAAUGAAGCGAGUCCUCCUGCUGGGCUCUGGUUAUGUGUCAGGACCUGUCAUUGAAUACCUGACCCGUGAUGAGGGGACACAAGUGACCGUCGCCUCGGUGUUGCUGACCCAGGCGGAGGAGUUAGCAGCCAAAUAUCCGAACACCAUUCCCAUCAUGUUGGAUGUCAGCAGCCAGGAAAACCACCUGGAUUCUCUGCUGAAAGAACACCAGCUUGUCAUCAGCAUGCUGCCGUACAGCUUCCAUCCAAUGGUUGCCAAACACUGCAUCAAGAACAAGGUGAACCUGGUGACCGCCAGCUACCAGAGUCCAGCCAUGAAAGAACUUCAGCAGAGUGCAGAGGAAGCGGGUAUAACCAUUGUGAACGAGAUGGGUUUGGAUCCCGGCAUCGACCACAUGUUGGCCAUGGAGUGUAUCGACCAGGCCAAGACUGAUGGGUGCACCGUCGAGUCCUACAGUUCAUUCUGCGGUGGACUUCCUGCUCCUGAGUGUUCAGACAAUCCUCUGCGCUACAAGUUCAGUUGGAGUCCAUAUGGAGUUCUGCUCAACACCAUCAGCCCUGCUGUGUUCCUCAAAGACAACCAGGUGGUGAGUAUCCCACCCGGAGGUUCUCUCAUGGACUCUACGGUGCCGAUGGACUUCCUGCCAGGUUUCAGUCUGGAGGGUUUCCCAAACCGAGAUAGCACCAAGUACGCUGAACCCUAUGGCAUCCAGUCCACACACACUCUGGUCAGAGGGACGCUCCGAUUCAGGGGCUUCACCAAUGCCAUGAGUGGAUUUGUUAAGUUGGGUCUGAUCAACUCUGAGCCCGCCCCCAUUCUACAGCACACCUCAGCACCAGUCUCCUGGAAAGAGCUGCUGUGUAAACAGAUGGAUGUGUCUCCGUCCAUCUCCCAUGAGGCCUUUGAGGCAGCAGUGUAUGACCGCGUUGGACAGGAUGAUUUCAGGAUGGACACGCUGAGAUGGUUUGGUAUGCUGAGUGAGGAGACAGUCCCCCAUGCUCCCAGCAUCCUCGCUGCUCUGGCCAAGCACCUGGAGGCCCGGCUCUCCUUCGAUAAGGGUGAGCGAGACAUGAUCAUCAUGCGGAAUGACGUUGGUCUGCGUCAUCCCACUGGAGAGCUGGAGACCAAACACAUCAGCCUGGUGGUCUACGGAGAGCCGCAGGGUUUCUCUGCCAUGGCAAAGACUGUUGGUUACCCAGCAGCCAUCGCUGCACGCAUGCUGCUCCACGGAGAAAUCACCACGAAGGGUUUGGUUGUCCCCAUGACGAAGGAAGUGUACGGUCCGGUUCUCCAGCGGCUGAAGGAAGAAGGGCUUCACUUCACCGCAAAGAGCAGCCUGCAGGAGUAGAAAAGAUAUCAACCAGACUGUUUAUUGGCACACGUCAGAACGAGAACAGCCGGCGUGUUUUCUGAGCGGACGAUAACGUUCUUUCUGAAGAGAGGAAAUACAUCACCCACAAGAACGAGUUUCCUUCCUGUGUCCA
Messenger RNA from Lampris incognitus (smalleye Pacific opah), 2963 nucleotides. It is a transcript of the gene aass, whose product is annotated as aminoadipate-semialdehyde synthase. The transcript is spliced from 25 exons. The record is from RefSeq and is a predicted model, not a curated record. Gene Ontology annotation, cellular component: cytoplasm. NCBI's taxonomy places the organism in Eukaryota, Metazoa, Chordata, Actinopteri, Lampriformes, Lampridae. Bases 35 to 2827 code for a protein of 930 amino acids. Gene Ontology annotation, molecular function: saccharopine dehydrogenase activity.